This is a messenger RNA of Ichthyophthirius multifiliis, 1309 nucleotides long. RefSeq lists its product as hypothetical. Gene Ontology annotation, molecular function: ATP binding; proteasome-activating activity; ATP hydrolysis activity. Gene Ontology annotation, biological process: proteasome-mediated ubiquitin-dependent protein catabolic process. Lineage: Eukaryota; Ciliophora; Oligohymenophorea; Hymenostomatida. Gene Ontology annotation, cellular component: proteasome regulatory particle, base subcomplex. The record is from RefSeq and is a predicted model, not a curated record. The transcript has 7 exons.
AAAAAUGCAACAAAGUUAAGGAGCAGGCUUAAAGGCUUAUUAUUAAUCAAAAAUAGAAGAAAUAAGAUUAAAAGUAAACGAAAAAAUAUCAAACAACAAGCGUUUAGAAGCAUAAAGAAAUGAAUAUAAUAACUAAGUCAGAACAUUAAAAGAGGAAUAUUAUUCAUUAUAAUCUCCUCAUUCAUAUGUAGGCGAUGUAGUUAAGGCAAUAGGCAAAAACAAAGUGUUAGUUAAAAUAUCCACAGAUGGAAAAUACGUAGUAAAUAUAGAUAAAUCAAUAAAAAUAGAAGAAUGUCUUCCAAACACAAGAGUAGCAUUAAAAGGAGAUUCAUACGUUUUACAUAAAAUUCUUCCUACAAAGGUAGAUCCUUUAGUAUCCAUGAUGAAAGUAGAAAAAGUUCCUGAUUCAACCUAUGAUAUGAUAGGAGGUCUUGAUUAAUAAGUAAAAGAAGUAAAAGAAGUUAUAGAAUUACCAAUUAAACAUCCUGAAAUUUUCGAGGCAUUGGGAAUCGCAUAACCAAAAGGAGUUCUAUUAUAUGGACCUCCUGGUACUGGAAAAACAUUAUUAGCACGUGCAAUUGCUCAUCAUACUGAUUGUACUUUUAUUAGAGUUUCAGGAAGUGAACUUGUAUAAAAAUAUAUUGGUGAAGGUGCUAGAAUGGUUAGAGAACUUUUCGUUAUGGCUAGAAUGCAUUCCCCUUGUCUUAUUUUUAUUGAUGAAGUCGAUUCUAUUGGAGGAGCUAGAAUAGAUAGUGAUAAGGGAGGAGAUUCUGAAGUUUAAAGAACUAUGCUUGAGUUAUUGAAUUAACUUGAUGGUUUCGAAACUACUAAUAAUAUCAAAAUUAUAAUGGCUACUAAUAGGAUUGAUAUGCUAGACCCUGCUUUAUUAAGACCUGGUAGAAUUGAUAGAAAAGUUGAAUUCCCUAAUCCUACUGUGGAAUCAAGAUAAGAAAUUCUUAAAAUUCAUUCUAAGAAAAUGAAUUUAACUAGAGGAAUUGAUUUAAAGUCUAUUGCUGAAAAGAUGGGAGGAGCUUCUGGAGCUGAAUCUAAAUCGGUUUGUAGUGAAGCUGGUAUGUUUGCUUUGAGAGAAAGAAGAAUACAUGUUACUUAGGAAGAUUUUGAAAUGGCUGUAGCUAAAGUAAUGAAGAAAGAUUUAGAAAAAAAUAUGGCUAUGAGAAAAUUAUGGACAUGAAAAUAUAUUUAAAAUAUACAUAUACAUAAUAUAUAUAUUUAAAAUAAUAAAUUUUAUUUUAUUAAGUUUUUUUUUUUUUUUUUUAAUUUUUAAAUUAUAAAAGAAAAUAAUUUCUAA